AUGAGAUCCUCCGUGUCUUGCGAGAUAUGGACCGCCAGCGCGCCGAAGACCGAACCCGCCGCCGUGAAGCUCAAUCCCGAUUUGCUGCACAGACGCCGCCGCCCGCCACUCCAUCACCGAAACGACCUAGACAAGAGCAAGCGCCUCUCACUCCGCCGCCGACGCAGCCAAGGCGCUCCCCCCAAAAGACCCCGGCCGAUGCGAGAAACCGUUCAACUUCAACGAGACUCUGUCGAAUCCAUACUGCAUCACUACAACGCCACUUUCCGCGUCAAGGAGCAGGCAUCAUCGACAAGAUCAUGGUGCAACGAAGUUCCGGUUGCCCUCCAGGUAGAGGCUGCUAAAUCUUUCUACCAAGCGUUUACCGAGGAACGGACGUUGCCGAUUUCCCACUGCGUCUUCUGCUAUAGGAAGACACCGCCUUGCGAACUCGCCACCAUACAGUGGAGGGAUCGCUUGUCGCCCUCCAUGCUGCAGGCGACCAAGACUGUCCAAGAGUGUGGAGCGUGCCUUCCGUCACACGAGGGCGCCAGAGUUGACGUGUGCCGCGAGUGUCGCGCCGGCUUCGACAGUGGACGGCUGCCCAAAGCCUGCUCGGUCAACAACAUGGCCAUCGGUUGCGAACAUCGGUACCCCGAAGAGCUUGAUGACCUCUCCCCCGUUGAAGAGAGACUCAUUGCCCUGCAUGCACCUUUUGGCUAUAUCACCAAGUUCACGGUCGACAACGAGACCCGUUCGGGAAUCAGCUACCGCAAGCACGUGAAAGGACACAUCGUCGUCUUCCCGAACAAAGUGGAUGAUCUUGUGGCCACGGUUCUUCCUCAUCCCUUACUGCAGGCCAUUGAGAACAUCCACGUCUCUUGGAGCGGUCCGGGCAAGCCUGGCUCCGCAGACGUCAGACACCUGCUUCAAGUGCGCAAAUCUCGAGUGGCAGCUGCCCUGGCAUGGCUGCAAAGGAACAACCCGCUCUACGAGGAUAUCGCAAUUAACCAAGCAGAGAUAGAUGUCUGGCAGUAUGCCGACGGCUCCAGUGUUCCGACCGUCAUCAUGGACCGCAUGCGAAGGGAGGAACCGUCGACCGUUGAGAAGACACAAACGGACCACAUAGUCCCGGACACUGAUCGAGGCUUGGAGGAAAACAGCUUCAGAAGCAUCGAUGAACUGGUGAACUCGAUCAACCCCACUUUUGCGGCUGAAUCCUGCGAUUUAGAUCGUACUCUGUCGACCGAGCAGACUCAACCAUCCCCUGGUGAGCCGGCGACUCUUGUCCCCGACUCGGCUGCCAUCGGCCUGGAAGUUGACGCCGUCUGUGAGAUGUCUGCUUCCGGCAUGUUUCCUCUCAAUGGACCGGCUGCCUUCGCCGAGUCCGAUAAACUGUCGUUUCUGGCCGACAUCGUCAACGCCAAUCCGGAUCGACAUGGCAACUCUGUGCCACUUGAGCAAGCCUAUGCGAACUUGACCGAGGACCGGCUGAAGAGGGCCGAGGCGGAGAUGCGGGAGACAAGGACAACGUCGGACCCCGACAUAUCGCUCUUGCUUCGCGAGCUGUCGAUCUUUGGCCAUGCACAGCCGCUCUCGAACGAAUCCCGUUUACUUAUGCGGAGGAAGAUACAAGCUCUAGACAUCCGCGCCGAGGAGGUCAUGGCUAGCACCUCGGCUCUCACUGCGGCCUUCGACGACGAAUCCAACUUCAUCGCGUACUGUUGCCAAGUGCACUCCCACACGUACACCUGCCUCAAGUAUUCUCUCAAGGGGAUCGUCGAACAGGGGUUCACAGAGGACGGCCUGCUUCAGAUCCGGCGCAACCACCCACUCGUCAAUCGGUAUAACAAGUCAUUGGCGGUCGGCCUUCGCCAUAAUCACGACGUCUCGAUGAUCUUGACCAAAACCAAGGGCCUGGCCAUGGUGUACUACAUCACGAACUACGCCACCAAACUGGAAACGCCGAUGUGGAAACGCAUUGCUCUUGCCGCCGAGGUUGCCCGCCAACUUCGCGAAGCCGGUGGUACGAGGCUUCGCACGCCAGGUCCCACCCUACCCGACGACAGGCAGCAGGUAGUUUUGAAUGAAAGCCGUCAGUUCCUGAUGAGAACGGCAAAUCGGAUCUUCUCCGAGCGACAACUCUCGGCUGUGGAGGUCUGUUACCAUCUACUUGGAUAUGACACCGACUUUACCAACGUGCCGCAUUGGUCUUUCCUGAACCUGACGGCGCUCUACUGGACAAUCUUUCGGCUAUGGGCGCAUCUCCGCCAUCAGGCCGGCGAGCUCACGGACGCCGAACAGCCCCCGGAGACCAUCCCUCUGAGGCAAGGAGGGCGAACCCUUCUAUGCCUAGAUGUGUACGCCUACCGCGGUCAUGUUCUACAAGACUUAUGCCUGUAUGACUACAUGUCAAUGGUUCACUUGGGCUCCGACCGUGACGGCUGGAUGCAAAAGCUUCGACGGCCCGACCAGUACGCCGUCCCGAUCUUCCAAGGAUACAUCAGCGACGACCAUGAGGACGAUCACCCAGUGUAUGUUAAGCGAAAUUCUGUCCUACAUUUGGCGUUAUUCGUCCCUUGGGAAAACUUCAUUUCUGAGAGCCAAGGCGAUAUAACCAGCAUAUGGACGAGGCAUCGAGCGGGGCUUUGUCCUCGCCUCCGUUUCCAUGUCUCCAAUAUUUGUCUUUUGAGAAAGUCUGCCGAGGAUGCGCGCAAAGACGCGAAGCUCUGGGCCAGUCGAUCGGAGGGCAACGACACAAUUGACGUCGAGUACCCACUUGACGCUGGCCGCUGCGAAGAGGAGCCUCCAGCGAUGGCUCAUCGUCAGGCCUACAAAGCUCUACUCCAGAUUUUGCGAAAUGCCGUGCAGGAUACAGACGCCACGAAAGACUCACCCGUCCUUGGAGGUUUAAUACGCGAUCUGUGCGAAGAGAACCCGGCUGAAGAGGAGCAACCUUUUGUGCAACGUCAGGAGGAUUUGUACCGGAAUAUACCCCAUGAUCAAGGUGACGCCUUGUGCCAAUUUCCAAUAUCUCGAGACGAUGUCCAGGCAGCGGCCAAGGCCCAACAACUAUUGCAUCUUCGGAUGCUAGACGACAUUGAGGGUGGUUCUCAGGGGACCAUCCUUUCCACGGACGGCGCCGACAUCGACGAUACCCUAGCUCGCUACGGCGAUACGGAAACCACCAUUGCGCACCCGGGAAGUGACCUCAAUCAACAAGGGCCUCGAAUGCUUGUCGACGUCAGUCCGGUGACUAGCUUCGCGGAGAUGGGACACACCGCUGCAGCCACCUUCACACUGAACUAUCUACAAACCGUGGCCCUUCAACUUGUUUGCGCAUUUUUGGACAGGUAUACCGCUAAUCAGGACUCAGCCGGUCAACAUCUUCAAUAUACCGGCGGGCCGGGUGGCACAGGAAAGUCGACGAUUAUCGAUGCCCUGAAGGACGUGUUCGCGGCGAGGAACCAACCACAUCUUCUGCAGAUAACCGGCACAUCGGGCAGUUCGGCGGUCCAGAUUGGCGGCACGACGAUCCACUCGGCCUGUGGGUUAGAUUCCCAUCGCGAUCCAAACAAGCCGCCUCCCCCCUUUUCGGAGGCGAAGAAAUGGAUAUGGAAACAGAAGCUGGUACUCGUGAUUGACGAGGUCAGUAUGCUGGGAGGAGCCACUCUGCACAACGUCAGUCGCCACCUGCAGGCACUCCGUGACUGUCCAGACGAGCCGUUUGGUGGGAUGCCUGUCGUUCUACUGAUGGGAGACUUCUACCAGUUCGCCCCCGUGCGGGAAACAAGCCUCCUGAUCAACAGACCGCCGGACCGAACACAGACCCCCCUGCGACAAGCGACCAUCUCUCACCACAGCGGCUGCAGAUUGUGGCAUCUGUUCAAAACCGUUGUGCUCCUCGAAGACCAAGUCCGCGCACGCAACGAUCCCCAACUCCGCGCACUCCUGGAUCGAGUCCGUAACGGCCGGCAGACCCAGCAAGAUCUGAGCUUGCUCAAUGCCAACAUUGUAGGACGCUCCCAAAUCACCUUCCAUGACGCCGUCGUGGGCUGGGCGCGCUUCAACAGGCAGCAUAUCCGUAUCUUUGUCUCGACUCACACCUGGCGCAACGGCACGCUUUCUCCAAACAUCGUAGCGCGAACCAUAGGACAAGGUGACAACUCCGCUUGCAAGGUCCCCGGCGUCUUCUUCUACGCCCAGGGCAUGCCUGUGGUUGUGAACAAGAACAUCUACACUGGCUUGAAAGUUGUGAAUGGGGCCGACUUUACUGCCGUGGACGUAAUACUCGAUCCCAAUCACCCAGGAUACCACUUGGCGGAUGACGUGACCAUCCACUUCGGGCCACCGCUCGGCAUUCUUCUGCAGUCCGAGGAGACGAAGGCCUUGGCGAUACCGUCCCUCCCGGUGGGGACGGUACUCAUCCGCCCCAUGUCACAUACACUUGAUUUGACUAACUCUCACUUCAAAUUCUUGUCGGCAAGAUGCACGCGACGUGGAUUGCCCGUCGUACCAGCGUUCGUCCUCACCGAUUACAAAGCCCAGGGUAAAACGUGCGAUUUUACGAGCCUCUAUGUGCAACUGUCCAGGUGCACCUCGCUUCGGGGCAUCAAGCUUCUUGGUCCUGUGAGACAGCAUGAUUUCAUUGGCAAUGGGCUGGAUCCGGCCAUAAUUGAUGGAAUGCAGAGACUCAAGAACUUGGCCGCAGAAACGAGACGGUUAUACGAGGACCAGGGUUUCGAAAAGUAG
This is a messenger RNA of Hirsutella rhossiliensis, 4731 nucleotides long. RefSeq names its product PIF1-like helicase domain-containing protein. The transcript is spliced from 8 exons. Gene Ontology annotation, biological process: DNA repair; telomere maintenance. The record is from RefSeq and is a predicted model, not a curated record. The coding region runs from base 1 to 4731 and encodes 1576 amino acids. Lineage: Eukaryota; Fungi; Ascomycota; Sordariomycetes; Hypocreales; Ophiocordycipitaceae. Gene Ontology annotation, molecular function: DNA helicase activity.